CAAAAGUGUAAUGUUUAUUUCUGUUAAAAAAAAAUUAGGAAUAAAUGUAAUCAUCGUUGAAUUGAUAAUUUGAACAAUCUAUAAAUCAUCUACAAAUAAACCAUUUUACGGGUUGUGAAUAAUAAUAUGUAUUUUCAUUUGUACAUAUGUAUAACUCAAAUGAAUAUCUUCAGAGUAUUUUAUACAGUGUAGUAAAAGAAGAUAGUGACCAAAAAAGUAGUUAACAUUAUACCGCAGAGCGACCAUAUUCUGUUCUUUACAUAUAUACAUGCUACCUAUUCCAUAGCAUAGUCACGAAGGAAGAUUAAAUAUAGUUUAAUUGCGUGAGGUUGAUGACGGCGGGCAGUGAUUUAGGUUUUCAUCUAUUGCAAUCACAAUUAUGUUUAAGUUGAAUUAUUUAAACGAAUAAUUAGAAAAAAAACAAGUAUUUUUGUGUCUAAAAGAAUUGCAAAGUUGAGUCAUUCAAUUGGAUCAAAUGCAAUUUAUUUUGGCUAAUAUAAACUGACCAAUUCACAGUGGGAGACAUAUCAUGCGAGUCCACAGACUAAAGGACUUGGUUGUUUUUUGUUGGCGGAUACAGUGGGAUAUCCACCCGUUGGGUGUGUGAAUCACGCUUGAAGUUCUCAUAUGGGCGCUGGACUGUGGCUGUUUAAUGAUCAACACAGACCAACGACCAACAUUGACCUAAUAUCACCAAUCUAAUUUCACUGAUUGUCAUCUAUAUCUGAAAUGUUUGUCACAUUACUAAAUAUUACUACUUCAUCAUCAUAAUUACCCUUUUCUGAUAAUUUCUGACUUCAAUCUUAUGAAUAAGUCAUUUUUAAUUUGUGGACAAUUUAAAAAUUAAUGGAUUGUAAAAUUUACUUGUCAAGAAUUGCUUCUUAUUGCCAAGUACCUAUACUUUUUGAUAAUCUUCUUUUGUAUAACUUUAAUAAUCACUUCCAACAUACGUAAUUGCUGUAAAUUUAUGAAACUUCAAAAUUAAUAAUAAUAUAUUUAUUUAAAAGUAAUGUGAAUAAUUUCAUACGACAUUCAAAACAUGAAAUUAUAUCUAAAAUAGACUACAAAGAUCCUCAUGUACAAGUGCAAUUGCCAACUUGUCGUUUUAAUUGUACAACUGUGAUUAUUAAUUAUUACGAUUAUUUCAUCUGAACAUCUAAUAGUUAAAAUAGUAACACUUGUAGUUUGAUAUCAACAAACUUUCUCUAUGGUUCAGUAUUCAUUAAUCAACUCCAUUGUGUGUGAAAGAAGAUAGCAAUAAGUAAUAAUUUAUCAAAAUCGUGUAUAUAUCAAUAAUCAAUCGCAUUAUAAAUGAUACGAUUUUAAAACGAUACACAGAAAAAAUUUAUGUUUAAGUUUUAGAAAUUACAUCUUGUGCCUAAAAUAAAAAUAUAAAAAUAAAUAUAUAUAUAUAUAUAUAUAUAUACUUACAUACAUACAUACAUACAUACAUACAUACAUAAUAUAUAUAUUACAAAGUUAUAAAAAAAGAAACUGUAUAAAAAAAAUACUAACAUGUCUGAUGAAGAGGACAAACCACCUGCACCUCCUGUUAGACUUACUUCGAACAGAGGUGAAUCGGCACCAAAUUUACCGGUGGAUAUGCGUCCACUACCAAAAGAGCCAGAUUCGGAUGAACGAAAAAAGAAAAUAUUAAAAAGCAAAAUCAAAGUUAAAGAAAAUAAAGAUAAACCAAAUAUUAGUUAUCCUACUAAUUUUGAGCAUACCGUUCAUGUAGGAUUCGAUGCUGUUACUGGUGAAUUCACGGGAAUGCCAGAAGCCUGGGCAAGACUUCUUAUGUCUAGUAAUAUCAGCAAACAAGAACAAAAGAAAAAUCCUCAAGCUGUGCUUGACGUCUUGAAUUGGUAUGAUAAUAGUAGCAAAGAAGCAAAAGGAUCUAAAUAUAUGACAACCACAAAAAUGGUUGUUGCACCUAUAGAAAGGGCAAGUAGCCCCCGCAGUAUAGGAACGGGGAUAAAUAUCGGCAUUGGAAAUAUUCGUGGUCAAGCAAUGUCUCAAGCUUCCGGUAGUUCUCAUUCUCAACAAUCUUUAAGCAGAGUUAGUAGUAGUAGUCCAAGUAGUACCCCUACUGAUGCUUGUGCAACGAGUUCAGAACAAGAAGAUGAACCACCACCACCUAUUUCUGCAAGACCUGAACGCACGAAAUCAAUUUAUACAAAACCUAUCGAAGAAGAACCAUCGUCAUUAUCUUCCAUUCCGACAUCUCUGAGUUCUCCACAACGUAAUGGUACCACACCGCAAUCACAGAUACAAUCACAAUUUGACAAAAAUAAAAAUCAAGCAACACCCACCAUAACUGAUCAAUCACGGCUUGCACAAAGUGAUAAAACACGUAAGAAAAAAAUGUCUGAUGAUGAAAUAUUAGAAAAGUUGAGAACAAUUGUAAGUGUAGGUGAUCCCAAUAGGAAAUACACAAAAAUGGAAAAAAUUGGUCAAGGUGCUUCUGGAACAGUUUAUACGGCGAUCGAAACAUCAACUGGGAUGGAAGUGGCUAUAAAGCAAAUGAAUCUUUCGCAACAGCCGAAGAAAGAGUUGAUAAUAAAUGAAAUUCUUGUAAUGCGGGAAAAUAAACAUCCAAAUGUUGUAAACUAUCUUGAUAGUUAUCUCGUAGGUGAAGAGUUGUGGGUAGUAAUGGAAUAUUUACCAGGCGGUAGUUUAACUGACGUUGUAACAGAAACAUGUAUGGAUGAAGGACAAAUAGCUGCUGUAUGUAGAGAAGUCUUACAAGCACUCGAAUUUUUACAUUGUAAUCAAGUUAUUCAUAGAGAUAUCAAGUCUGAUAACAUAUUGCUUGGAUUGGAUGGUGGUGUAAAACUUACUGAUUUUGGUUUUUGUGCCCAAAUUUCGCCUGAACAAAGUAAAAGAACAACUAUGGUUGGAACACCAUAUUGGAUGGCACCUGAAGUAGUUACCAGAAAGCAAUAUGGACCUAAGGUAGAUAUAUGGUCACUCGGUAUAAUGGCUAUAGAAAUGAUCGAAGGAGAACCACCAUAUUUAAAUGAGAAUCCUUUAAGAGCACUUUACCUGAUUGCGACAAAUGGCAAGCCUGAAAUUAAGGAAAAAGAAAAAUUAUCGGGAAUUUUUCAAGAUUUUUUAGAUCAAUGUUUAGAAGUGGAAGUAGAAAAACGGUCAGCAGCUUCUGAGUUAUUGAAGCAUCCUUUCUUAAAAUUGGCUAGGCCUCUUGCGUCACUAACACCACUUAUUAUGGCUGCAAAAGAAGCAACAAAAAGUCAUUGAAUUCUUUAACAUGAAUUAAAAUUAUAAAUUUUAUAAAAAAAAAGUUUACCCUCCCAAAAAGGUAACAGCACAAUAAUUUAAUGAAAUAUAUUAUGAUUGAAGCAUAGUGUAUUUAUAGUUUGUUCAAAAUACGAUAUUAUAAACGGUAUUGAAUUAUGAGAACUUCAACGUUUAUAACAAUACAAUGUAUUUUCAUGUGAUAUGAAAAUGUUGUAUUGAAAUUGUACAAUAGGUAGUAAUUUAGUUGAGAAAAAAAUGACCUGAAAGUCGUCCAGACUAAUAAUCAAGUCAAUCUAUGUCAUC
Molecule: messenger RNA, 3561 nt
Organism: Chelonus insularis
Lineage: Eukaryota; Metazoa; Arthropoda; Insecta; Hymenoptera; Braconidae
Gene: Pak
Product: serine/threonine-protein kinase PAK 3-like protein
Exons: 9
Coding region: 1516-3258 (580 amino acids)
Biological process (GO): regulation of axonogenesis; regulation of MAPK cascade; intracellular signal transduction
Cellular component (GO): cytoplasm
Molecular function (GO): protein serine/threonine kinase activity; ATP binding
Source: RefSeq, a predicted model, not a curated record